GGCGAGGUAAAAGGCUGACCAAGAUUGAUACGUUGAAGAUUUUAAUACGUGAUAAGACGGAUAAUAACAGACAACAAAAGACUGGGAAGCUUAAGUAUUUUGUCGUGCGUCGUGGGUACAGCUGAAGCGUGCAAAAACCUAUAAAAUCAGCUUUGAUCCAUGCUGGACGUCGUGAUGACGUGUUUGGGCCCGUGAAAUUUGCCCACUCCUACAGUGACAGCAACAAAAUCGAUGCUCCACAACUCCUUCCUGCUCACCUCGAAGAAAACCGACAGAAACAGGUUUGUAAGGACCUAAUAGUUUGGUCAGUUGUUAAGAUGGAGUGCAAGGGAAGAGAAUACAAUAUCUCGAAUGAUGAUGUUUUUGCUAUGCCACACCCAACCAGUGAGACUAUCAUGACGACAGUGGUGCUGCCGCUCAUAGCCGUUCUCGGGGUCCUAUCCAACAGCGCCUUCAUCUUUGUCGUAUCUCGUCUGCCGCACAUGAGGACGCCUACAAACUACUAUUUAGUUAGUUUAGCGGUGGCCGACACCAUGGACAUAUGUGGAGGCGUCAUGGAUAAACUCGUCUUGUUCCUGUCCUCUCCUUUGAUCAAUGAUCAGUACGGAUACGGGGGCACUGCGGGGUGCAUGGUAGCCACCUUUAUCACCAAUACCUCUUACUUCACAACACUCUUCCUCAUCUGCUUGGUGUCACUGGAGAAGUUCUAUGCCGUGUGUCACCCUUUGCGGGUGGUCCGGGGCCGGAGUGGCCGUAGAGCAGUCCGGGCCAUCGCUUGCGCCUGCUUGGUGGCUGUACUGCUCUCUCUGACUUUCCUACCAACCUGUGGAGUGAAGAUCGAGUACUGCUUGCGAUGGCCUAACGGGAACGAAGGCGGCGACUUUCCGCUUUUUCUCAUCGCGUACGUGGCGCCUUACGACUGGCUCGAGUCGUACAUGCUCCUGUGCAGGACCUCGCCUUUCUUUGUGACUCUGGUGGCGAAUUUCGUCUUCUACAUCCAGAUCAUUCACGCCUUGGGACGACAGGUGGCCGCAAUGGAGUCUCACGGCCAAGCGCAUGUGAGAGCUGGACCGUACGCGCGGAAUAUGGCGGCUCGCAUGCUGGUCGUCACAGGCGUCGCGUACUUCGUCCUGCUAGCACCCUUUGAGGUGACUCAGCUUUGCUUCUUGAUCGGUUACUUCCGUGGAGACGUGUAUGUCUUGGAUGAACACCAAGCUUUUGUCCUGGUCCAGGUCGUCCGCAUAUUCUCUUACAUCAACUCGGCGAUCAAUCCUUUCAUCUACGGAGUCAUCAACAGGAAGUAUAAAGAAGCUUACAAAUUAGCGUUCCGGUGCAAACGACAGUAACAAAUUUUGAAGCCAGUAUCUAGCAGGAUGGAGAGAAAACAUAUAGAAACUCAAAGUUGUAUUACCACAGACCGUGUAGUUGGAUUAGUAGUCGGAACGAUUACGAUUGUAAUAAAGAACAAGAGUACGUUGUGUUAAUUAGACAGGAGUUGAUAAAAGUACAAAAAUAGUGAAUUUUUCAACUAUUCUAUACUUCAUGACUGUAUAGUUGACAUUAUUUUGUCCAAACUGUGAAAGUAUGGUAAAAAAAUUCAAAGCAAGCUACUGUUACUUCAAAGAGAGUUGGUCUGAUUGAGAUUAAAAUUUGCUUCGGAAAGACGCUAAGAAUUUUGGCCACUUUAAUCAGAUUUCAUCUGAACAAGUGGCCCAUUCGGGGUAUUAUUACGAGGAUACGUCCUGAUGAAUACAGGUACAUGUACAUUAAUUAUUUACGUAUAAAAAAAUGUGCGAUCAUGAUGAGCACAUUCAUCCUGAAAUUGUUUUGACCUUGUAGCUUUCACGCCUUCCACUCUGGUUCAAAACUCUUCAGCUCGCUUUUCAUAUUAAAUUAAUUUAAUCGAUGUUUAAAGUUUUUAUGUCUAAAGUGAUAUUGGAGCAUCUAUGUAGGAAAGACGCAGGACGUGCAGUGCGUGAGCAGUGUAAAAAUUAAUAGUGUACAUGUACAUUGCUCUUGCGUGUGGUAAAAGAAACAAACCUCGUGUGUUCACGAUCACUGACGAUCAUUCGUCCAACUUUAAUCUGUCGUUUGUCACGAUCACCCAAAAAACGCUAUAAAUUGCAGCCAUUUUCCGACCGGUUAGUGCGAUUCCAUGCACAACACACUUGUUCGAGAACAAAGUGUAUGGCCAUCCAUUGAACGGAGCAGCCCAGCAAGUAAAAAGGGC
Acanthaster planci (crown-of-thorns starfish) is the source of this 2230-nucleotide messenger RNA. Its product is annotated as neuromedin-U receptor 2-like. Gene Ontology annotation, cellular component: plasma membrane. NCBI's taxonomy places the organism in Eukaryota, Metazoa, Echinodermata, Asteroidea, Valvatida, Acanthasteridae. Gene Ontology annotation, molecular function: G protein-coupled receptor activity. Gene Ontology annotation, biological process: G protein-coupled receptor signaling pathway. The record is from RefSeq and is a predicted model, not a curated record.